This is a messenger RNA of Labeo rohita (rohu), 1496 nucleotides long. RefSeq names its product guanine nucleotide binding protein (G protein), alpha transducing activity polypeptide 2 (gene gnat2). Gene Ontology annotation, cellular component: heterotrimeric G-protein complex; photoreceptor inner segment; photoreceptor outer segment. Gene Ontology annotation, biological process: detection of chemical stimulus involved in sensory perception of bitter taste; adenylate cyclase-modulating G protein-coupled receptor signaling pathway. The record is from RefSeq and is a predicted model, not a curated record. NCBI's taxonomy places the organism in Eukaryota, Metazoa, Chordata, Actinopteri, Cypriniformes, Cyprinidae. The transcript is spliced from 9 exons. Bases 262 to 1326 code for a protein of 354 amino acids. Gene Ontology annotation, molecular function: GTP binding; G protein-coupled receptor binding; G-protein beta/gamma-subunit complex binding.
GAAUUAGAGGGGAUAGAGCGACCAAAGGAGGAAGCAGGGCAUUCCGCUUCAGUCUCUGUGCCUGUCUCUAUCCACUCGUCCGCAUCGCGAGGUAGGUCAGUCACACCUCGAAGAAGAAUCAACACUUUUGCGACCCUCCUCCUGCCACGUGAUCCAAAGUACAGGGCCACCUGUAUCCAUUUCUCUCUCUGCAAAGCACAGGGGGAAGCCGGCAAAAUUUCUUUCCUUGAGGAACUUGACAGGGAACCGUCAGACGACGAGAUGGGUAGCGGAGCGAGCGCAGAGGAUAAGGAAAUGGCCAAGAAGUCCAAAGAGCUGGAAAAACAGCUCCAGGAAGAUGCCGAUAAAGAAGCAAAAACGGUCAAACUUCUGCUGCUGGGUGCUGGUGAGUCAGGGAAGAGCACCAUUGUAAAACAGAUGAAAAUUCUCCAUCAAGGUGGUUAUACAAAAGAAGAACAAAUGGAGUUUCGAUCUAUUAUUUUUGGCAACAUCCUGCAAUCUGCUCUGGCCAUCAUCAGAGGCAUGGAGAUGCUGGAUAUCAACUAUGGGUCACCAGCAUCACAGGAGGACGGUCAGAAGCUCCAGAAUCUGUCUGACUCCAUCGAGGAGGGCACCAUGCCCCCAGAGCUGGCAGAUGUCAUCAAGAGGCUAUGGAAGGAUUCGGGUGUACAGGCCUCGUUUGAGAGAGCUGCUGAGUACCAGCUGAACGACUCCGCUGGAUACUACUUGAGCGAAAUGGACAGAAUCUGCAAACCCGACUACCUCCCCACUGAGCAGGAUGUGCUGAGAUCUCGAGUCAAGACUACUGGUAUCAUCGAGGAACAGUUCUCCUGCAAAGAGCUCCAUUUCAGGAUGUUUGAUGUGGGUGGCCAGAGGUCCGAGAGGAAGAAGUGGAUUCAUUGUUUCGAAGGUGUGACUUGCAUCAUCUUCUGUGGAGCCCUGAGCGCUUACGACAUGGUGCUGGUAGAAGACGAUGAAGUGAACCGCAUGCACGAGAGUCUCCAUCUCUUCAACAGUAUCUGCAACCACAGGUUCUUCGCCACAACUUCCAUUGUGCUUUUCCUCAACAAGAAAGAUCUCUUCCAGGAGAAGAUCAAGAAAGUCCACCUGAGCAUCUGUUUCCCUGAAUAUGAUGGUCCAAACACAUAUGACGAUGCCAGCAACUAUAUCAAGGCUCAAUUUCAAGAUCUGAACAUGAAGAAGGGAGUGAAGGAGAUCUACGCACACAUGACCUGUGCCACGGACACAAAGAACGUCGAGAUCGUGUUUAACGCUGUGACAGACAUUAUCAUCAAAGAAAACCUUAAGGACUGCGGUCUGUUCUAAACACUCUCUGCUUUUUCAAAGAUCUUUCUGCCCCAUCCCCACCUGCAUGAUUGGAUUUACUCUGGUGAAGUUGCCACAGUAACAAAAGAACAUCCACAGGUGGCAUGAAGGUGAACUCUACAGCAAGCAGUCAAGUGUGGUCAGCGGAUCCCCAGCCAAAGAACAACUUU